Molecule: messenger RNA, 1652 nt
Organism: Motacilla alba alba
Lineage: Eukaryota; Metazoa; Chordata; Aves; Passeriformes; Motacillidae
Gene: CCDC85C
Product: coiled-coil domain containing 85C
Exons: 6
Coding region: 425-1603 (392 amino acids)
Cellular component (GO): apical junction complex
Source: RefSeq, a predicted model, not a curated record
CGGGAGGACAAGUGGAAGGAGCGCCCGGGAACGGGGGGGCGGCCGCCGCGUACUUGUUUUGCCCGGGGUAAGUUGGCCGAUCCCUGCGGAGGCUUCGCUUGUAGAGGGCAGCGCUUGGCUCCCGGCUCCCUGUCGCCCCCAGCCUCCGGGGCAGUGGGGGCGCCUUUUUUUAUUUCAUUCUCCCCCCCUCCCCCUUUGGUUCGUGUUUUCUUUUUAUUAUUAUUAUUAUCAUGGGGUCUGUGGGGGAGCAGAAUUUCCAGUCCGGCGUUGCUCUUCUUCCUUGUCCAACGCUCAACGGACAACUAUAAUAUUUCUUCCCCGAGAUGCUGCAGUGAUUUUUAGUUAUAGGAGAUCAGGCGAACAAAAUCAUCCGAAUAACCCGAACCAUUUGUUAUCCUGUGAGAACAAACGCAGCCUAGCACAGAUGAUGGCAAAAAAUUCCAUGGAAGGGUCUAAAGAAGACCUGAGCAAAAUUUCGGAAGAGGAGAUGCUGAGAUGGAGCAAGGAAGAGCUGGUGAAAAGACUGAGGAAAGUGGAGAAUGAAAAGAUGAACUUAAUGGUGGAACACGGCAACUUGAUGAAAGACGUGAACCGGCGGCUGCAGCUCCACCUGCACGAGAUCCGCGGGCUGAAGGAGGUGAACCAGAAGUUGCAGGACGACAACCAGGAGCUGCGGGAGCUCUGCUGCUUCUUGGACGACGACCGGCAAAAAGGCAAGAAGCUGUCAAGGGAAUGGCAGCGCUUCGGGAGGCACACGGCCAGCGUGAUGUGGAAGGAGGUGGGCAUGUACCAGCAGAAGCUGAAGGACCUGGAGGCGAGGCAGGAGACCCUCCUGCGGGAGAACGUGGAGCUGAAGGAGAUGGUGCUGAUGCUGGACGAGGAGCGGAGCGGGGCCGGCUCGCGGAGCUCCAUCGAUAGUCAGGCCAGCCUGACCAACCUCAACGGCGGCUCGGCCACCAGGGACGUGGGGGACGGGAGCAGCACCUCCAGCACGGGCAGCGCGGGCAGCCCCGACCACCAUCACCACCACCUUCACCACCACAAGGCCGGCGACAGCAAGGCCGGGGCCAUGCGGAGGUCUAUGGAUGACCUGUCGGCUCCCCUCCACCACCGGAGCAUCCCCAACGGCCUCAAUGAUUCGUCUUCCAACUAUAUCAGGCAACUUGAAACAAAAGUGAAGCUGCUGGAGGAUGACAACAAGCUUCUUUCCCAGCAGUCCAGCACGGGGGACCUGCGGACUCUGAGGAAAGGAUUGUCCCCGUACCACUCUGAGUCACAGCUCUCGUCGCUGCCGCAGUACCAGGACGCCCUGCAAAACGGACCAGCUCGCAUGACAUCUGAUCUUGCAUCUUCUCCUGCAGUGGGGUAUGUCCCUGUGGGUCAGAAGCCAGAGGCUGUGGUGCAUGCUAUGAAGGUCCUUGAGGUCCAUGAAAAUUUGGACAGGCAAAUGCAAGACAACUAUGAAGAAGACCUAAGUGAAAAGGAGAAGGCAAUUGUUCGUGAAAUGUGCAAUGUUGUCUGGCGAAAGCUGGGUGAUGCUGCGAGCUCCAAACCCUCCAUCAGGCAACAUCUGUCAGGAAACCAGUUCAAGGGUCCCUUGUAGGAGCACUGUCCUGGCGACUGAAGUGAUGGAUUCUGUGAAGACUAAACAG